UGGGGUUCGCGAAGGUGGUUAGGUUUACCAUUUGUCCGAUGAUUGCUGUUGUCGCCUUUCGUGAUUCCGGAGGUUCGGUUCGUUGAGAGAAAGAGAGAAAAAGAGGGGUAGAGAGGGACGGACACAGGUAAAUGAAAUUUGUCCUUCGAUUUGAAAACUCAACUAAGCCAACUUAGUCAAACGAAGGGAGAAGAUAGAGACUCAAAGAGAAGUCUGGUAAAGGGAAGAGAAAAAAGGAUAGAGAUACGGAUAGAGAGAGAGAGAGAAAGAGAGAGAGAGAGAGAGAGGGAGAGAGAGAGAGGGAAAGAGAGAACGUGAUCGAGAGCGAGAGUGAGAGGGGGCGUUCGAGUAAGCCAAAAGGGAGAAGGGCCGAAGAGCUACGAAGCACGAUGUUGAAUAUCUGUCGUCAAGCUUUUAUUACGAAUAGCCAAAAAGUAGGUACAAGAUGCCUAGGAUCUAUAGUGCCUAUACCGAAUCCUCCAGACUUACCAUUGGAGAACGAACCUAUUCUAGGUUACACAAAAGGAAGCAAGGAACGGGCUGAGUUAGAAAAGGUCUUGGAUGAAAUGGCAUCCGAAUGUACCGAAGUACCAUUAGUGAUCGGUGACAAAGAGAUCAAGACGGAUUUAUGCAAAUAUCAAGUCAUGCCACAUAAUCAUAAAGCUAAAAUUGCUAAAUAUUAUUGGGCCACGCCAGAUUUAAUACAGAAAGCUAUUGACGUUGCUGUGAAAGCUCAAAGGGAAUGGGAGAAGUGUCCUAUUGAAAAACGAUUGGAAAUAUGGAUAAAGGCUGCUAACCUCAUGUCAAAGAAAUAUAGACAACACUUAAAUGCUGCCACUAUGCUUGGACAGAGUAAAUCGGUUAUUCAGGCAGAGAUCGAUAGCGCCGCUGAAUUAAUCGAUUUCUUCAAAAUACAAGGAUACUUUGUUAAGGAUGCUUUGAAGUAUAAACCAAUUUCACCGACCAACACCGUAUUGAAUUCGUUGAGGUAUCGCGGAAUGGAUGGUUUCGUUGCUGCUGUAUCACCUUUCAAUUUUACCGCUAUUGGUGGUAAUCUCAGUUAUACUCCAGCCUUAAUGGGAAAUGCAGUUUUAUGGAAACCAUCAGAUACCGCUUUGCUUUCCAAUUGGUGGAUCUUCAAAAUAUGUAGAGAAGCUGGUGUACCACCAGGCGUUGUGAAUUUUGUUCCUUGCGAAGGUCCGGUUUUUGGAGAUACGAUAACUGCCUCUCCUUACUUGUCUGGUAUUAACUUUACCGGAUCAGUACCGACAUUUAAUCGUCUAUGGAUGCAAGUUGGAAAAAAUUUGGCAAAAUACAAGAAUUAUCCAAAAUUGGUAGGAGAAUGCGGUGGUAAGAAUUAUCACUUCGUUCAUCCAAGUGCCGACGUACAAACGGUUGUUAUCGGGACAAUAAAAAGUGCUUUCGAAUUUAAUGGUCAGAAGUGCUCGGCGUGUAGUAGAAUGUAUAUUCCUGAAUCCUUAUGGAGUAAGAUAAAGGACGGUCUUUUAUCCACACGCGAAAAACUUAAAAUAGGCGACGUUAGAGACUUCUCUAUUUUUGCUGGAGCCGUUAUCGAUGCCGUGGCGUUUAAGAGAAUUUCUGGUUAUAUCGAGCAUGCUAAAAAGUCUAGUGACUUAGAAAUUAUCGGAGGUGGCCAAUACGACGACAGCGUUGGAUACUUCAUCCAACCGACGAUAAUAACGACAAAGAAUCCAAAUGAAAAAAUCAUGACGGAAGAAAUAUUUGGACCUGUAUUAACCAUUUAUGUUUACAAAGAUUCGAAACUCGAUGAAACGAUGAAAUUGGUCGAAUCUUCGACGCCUUAUGCAUUGACAGGAGCGAUAUUUACUCAGGACGAGCAAUGGGCGAAAAGAGCACUGGAAGAACUCAAAUAUACGGCAGGUAACUUUUAUGUAAACGAUAAAUCGACUGGUUCGGUUGUUGGCCAACAGCCUUUUGGUGGUAGCAGAAUGUCCGGUACAAAUGAUAAAGCCGGUGGUCCUCAUUAUGCUCUACGUUGGGCGUCACCUCAGGCAAUUAAAGAAACAUUUGUUCCUUUGAAAGAAUAUGACUAUCCGUACAUGAGGUCGUAAACACUCGAAUAUUGUCUAAAUAUCGAUUUAAAUAAUAUAAUAAUACAAAUAUAGGUGCGCGCGCGUAUCGCUGAGCGAUUAUAUCGCACUUCUAAUUGAGAUGCGAUGCCGAAUGUCUAUAGUUGUAAAAAUAAACGGGAUCGUCUCGUGCAUUUCUUAAUGUGGAUAAGUUUAAAUAUACGAGUAAAUAUCGCUAGUUAGAUUUGCGAGGCAACCUCGAUUUGUUUUCGGCGUAUUUAAAAAUCAAUUUUUUGAAGGCUGUAAAUGUAAAUAACAAAGUAUGAUCCUUAGAAAGAGAGAGCGAGAGAGAGAGAGAGAGAGAGAGAGAGAGAGAGAGAGAAAGAGAG
Vespula pensylvanica (western yellowjacket) is the source of this 2440-nucleotide messenger RNA. RefSeq names its product delta-1-pyrroline-5-carboxylate dehydrogenase, mitochondrial (gene P5CDh1). Gene Ontology annotation, cellular component: mitochondrial matrix. The record is from RefSeq and is a predicted model, not a curated record. The coding region runs from base 390 to 2093 and encodes 567 amino acids. NCBI's taxonomy places the organism in Eukaryota, Metazoa, Arthropoda, Insecta, Hymenoptera, Vespidae. Gene Ontology annotation, molecular function: L-glutamate gamma-semialdehyde dehydrogenase (NAD+) activity. The transcript has 7 exons.